Messenger RNA from Lineus longissimus, 1442 nucleotides. Its product is annotated as WD repeat-containing protein 89-like. The transcript is spliced from 14 exons. Lineage: Eukaryota; Metazoa; Nemertea; Pilidiophora; Heteronemertea; Lineidae. Gene Ontology annotation, molecular function: protein binding. The record is from RefSeq and is a predicted model, not a curated record. The coding region runs from base 170 to 1312 and encodes 380 amino acids.
UUGUCACAACACGUUGAAGUAGGGCACGAUUUUUUGCUUAUUUUCUUCGAUUUUCUCGAUAAUCACAAUUAUUCAUUUGCUUUCUGAUAACCAAGUUGUUCGUAUGUGUUUAAAUUUUUCAGGUGUUCAUAACUGAUGCUGAAGUUGAAACAAACUAUUGUCACAACCCAUGACGGCAGAGGAAUUGACAGAAAUGGUUUGGCGUCUCUCUGACUUGUGUUUGUCCGGCAAAUCAUCAGUGUCAUUGAAAGAGAAGGAGCCUGAAUAUGUGCUACAUACAGCAUCACCAAUAGAAUAUUCAGAUUCAUCACCGAUCCUUGCUGCAACAACGUCCGAUUACUGUGUAAGAUUGUACAACAGAUCCAACCUCGCUUCCUUCCAAGUGUUAUCAGGUCACACUGAUGUCGUCACUGAUAUCCGAUUCAGUCACACUGACUCCAAUCUUCUGUAUACAUCUUCUAUCGAUGAAACAAUCAGAUGCUGGGAUAUUAGAAUUAAAGGGAAAAAAGAAGCUCAAAUAUUCAAAGGGUAUGAGUCUUCGGGUAAUAGAUUCCUAAGCUGUGAUAUCAGUGCGAUGGAUGCGUUGCUGUGUGCUGGCACAGAGUGUGAUGAGUCAUCCAAAGAUGCUCUAAUUGUGUUCUGGGAUGUGCGGAUGAAAAAUGCCACUGGAACAUUUACAGAUUCACAUUCUGAUCACAUAACGCAAGUCAGAUUCCACCCCUCUCACUUCCACAAGAUGGCGAGUGGAUCCGUUGAUGGCCUCGUUUGCCUGUUCGACCUGAGAGAACAGGGGGAAGACAAUGCAAUAACACAGAUACUCAAUGCAGAGUCUUCAGUGAAUCAAAUUGGUUGGUGUAAGCGGGAUGGCAUGGACAGCAUCUACUGCACAACCAGUAUUGAAACUAUGUAUGUAUGGAAUGAAGAGGGAGAUAUGCUGAGUGAUUUGAAGUCCCUGCGAGAAGAUAAUGAGGAGAGCCACCAUAUUGACUAUCUUGUUGACUGUUUCUAUGACAACGAGGCGGACAACUUGUAUCUUGUUGCUGGAGACCAUAGUGGCUCCACCCACAUCUUCUCAGUCGAUGGUAACAGCGCGCCACACGUUCAUAGUCUGUCGAAGGGUCACAAAGCAACACUGCGAUGUUUGACAUGGGACCAAAAGUCCAAGACCCUUGUAACAGGAGGUGAAGAUUCUAUGGUUUGUCUUUGGAAAUCUGAUCAAGUUACUUCACCAAAAAAGAAAGUGGAGGAUGGAGCAAAACUUAAAUCAAAGAAAAAAGAGCGAGGUAAAAAGCAGCGGGAUAAACCCUACUGAUGUGCAGAAUGAAUUGCUUCUUACUAUUCUGGAGGACUUCUGUACAGGCCAUAUGCCUAUGAAAUAAUAAUUGCUAUGACUCUGAGAUUGAAAAUCAUAUGCGUAAUUGUACUGCAUUUAUUUUUAUGUA